CAACCAUGUUAAUUGGCAAAAUUUGAUGUUUUUCGCCAAUUAUUUUGUUGUUUAUCCUAUUCCUAAUCAGCUCGAAUCGAUAUCUCUUCAGYUGGAAAACGAAGGAGGAGCAAGAAGAAGACGAGAGGAAGAAGAUUGCUCCGCUUUCUCUCUGAUAAAUAGUCUAAAUUAAUCGGAAGAAAACCAUUAUGGUUGCAGAGACCAAACCCACUGUUUCAAAGCUCAAACCCGGUAAUCAAGAUGGCGGCUCCAGAUUAAAGCUCGAAUCCUCCGACAAUAAGAGGAAGAUUGAGAGCUCCACCAAGAGCUCAAUUGGUUCCAAACCGAAAUCCGCGUCUGUUCUUAUCAAAUCCGAGGUAAAGUCAAAGAUAACAUCAAGUUCUUCAAAAACGACAUCAAAAACUACUACUACUACUACUACUACUACUAAAGUUAGAGAAAAGAAAGUGUACAAUUUGGCUGGUCAGAAAUAUGAUCCUCCUGAAGAGAGAGAGCCGCUUCGGAUAUUUUACGAGUCCUUGUCAAAACAGAUACCAACAAGUGAAAUGGCAGAGUUUUGGAUGAUGGAGCACGGCAUGUUAUCUCCCGAAAAGGCAAAAAGGGCGUACGAGAAGAAACUGAGAAGACAAAAGGAACAGCGGACGGGGACUCCAGUUAAAUCACCAAAACUGCCAAGCAAACCAGAGAGUUCACAGAAGCAGCAGAUGUCAUCAAAGAAUGGUGAUCUAAAAGCCAAGAAAAAGAUCACAAACGACAGCAGCGAAGAUGACGACUUCAUUUUAAGCCCCAAGAGAAGGAAAAUGUAGGAAAAACGCUCUCCCACAAGCCAGCCUUCCCGCCCUUGUUUCUUAUUAGCAUACUUUUUCGAGAAAUUAGUUGAUUAAAAUUUCCUUAAAGAGUCUUAACUGCAAAACUACAGAGAUGAUCAUAACCCAACAGUAUUUACCAGGACAUUUGUUUAUGCUCUACAACCUGUGUAAGGACAAUAAUUUAAGGAGAGAGACAAGUUUCAUGGUUCAAAUCCUUUUCACUUAA
Molecule: messenger RNA, 1035 nt
Organism: Momordica charantia (bitter melon)
Lineage: Eukaryota; Viridiplantae; Streptophyta; Magnoliopsida; Cucurbitales; Cucurbitaceae
Source: RefSeq, a predicted model, not a curated record